Molecule: messenger RNA, 1953 nt
Organism: Phaedon cochleariae (mustard beetle)
Lineage: Eukaryota; Metazoa; Arthropoda; Insecta; Coleoptera; Chrysomelidae
Source: the annotation of a GenBank genome assembly
AUGAAGAUGUGGAAGAAUGUAAAAGUUGACCCUGUGAAUGAUAGGGAUUUGAUAUUUCAUGAACUAAUAGAUGAAUGUAAACAUGCAGCUCCAGGUGCUAGAUUAUCCUAUACACUCCGGGCUAAACUGGAAAAAUAUUCUCGAGACGUUCGAAGAGAUAUAGUGAAUCGUAUAAAAGUUGGAUGUUCUCCAUUAUUUAUAGCCUGCAAAAAGGGACAAAUAGAAAUUGUGGAAUAUCUUGUCACUGUUUGUUUUGCUGACAUUGAGCAGAAGGGUCUUUAUGAGGUUCAAGAGGACAGAUCUACCCAUGUUGUUACACCUUUAUGGUGUGCUGCAGUUUCUGGAAAGCUACCAGUAGUAGAACUUCUCUUGAAAUUUGGAGCAGAUAUCAAUGCAGUUUCAGACACUGGCUCAACUCCUGUUAGAUCAGCAUGUUUCAUGACACAUUUUGAAAUAGUUAAAUAUCUAGUGGAACAUGGGGCUGAUAUAAAUAGACCCAACUACAAUGGAGGCACAUGUCUCAUCAAUUCUGUGCAGAGUGCUAAUUUAUGUGACUUUCUAUUGAAAAAUAAUGCUGAUGUAAAUGCUAGAGAUAUCCAAAAUAAAACAGCCCUUCAUUAUGCCAUUCAGGAGCACAGAUUAGAAACAACAAGAUUAUUGUUGAAAAGUGGAGCAAAUUACAAUGCUAAAUCCAGAUAUGGAGAUGAUGCCCUACAAAUGGCAUGUUUGAAAGGAGCCACGAGAAUAUUUGAAUACCUGACUAUCAGGAUCAAAUACCCUCCUGAAAAAUUGGCCAAUGCCCAUGAAUUGAUGGGGGCCACUUAUUUGGAUGAACACAAUGACCUGGCAGUAGCACUGUUUCAUUGGAAAGAAGCACUAAUCAUCAGACGAGAAGAGAACCUGUUCCCUAAACAACCUGUAAUGCAACCACAUGAAGGAUAUCGGUUUGAAAAGGAAUUUGAAACAUUGGAAGAGUUGGAGAAUAUAUCUGCUGAUCUGGAUUUGGUUCGAAUACAAAGUCUCAUGAUUGCUGAAAGAAUAUUAGGAUCGCAUCACAAAGAUACUAUUUUUAGGCUAAUGUACCGAGGUGCUUCUUAUGCUGAUGUAAUGCGAUACCAACGCUGCAUCGACCUAUGGAGACGAGCUCUUGAAAUCAGAAUAGAAAAAGACUCAAUUCUUUACACCGAUACUUGUUUUUCUGCUCAAGCGCUCAUAAGACUGAUGAUUGAAUAUCAUGUUAAGUUCGUGACAAAUAAGGAGAACACUAUCAGGCAAAGGUUUCACAAUGCUGUUUCAACUUUCAAGCUUAUGACGAGUAAUAUUGUUGAAAUUCGUAAACUCCUAACAAUAAAACCAGUCUACAAAAGACAGGCGGAUUUUUUCGAUAAGAUGCUGAAAUGCAUCACACAUUUGAUAUACCUAAUGAUAGAAACUAUAUCGAUGGAUGAAGAGAGGAAAUUGGUAGUGAUGCUAGUGUCAGAUUUCCUGAAAAAAAAUUUGAGAUGCGUCGCCGUUGAAGAUACAAUUUUACAUUUGUGCGUCUCUAAGCUCAAUACUCUCAGAUCCAGCUAUUUUUUGGAUGAAGAACCCAUAAUAAUAUUCCCAAAGGAGAAUGUUGUAAGAUGUCUACUUGAGUGUGGAGCUAAUGUCAAUGCUAGGAAUGACCUUGGUUUCACUCCUCUGCACAUAAGUACUAUACCAUAUAAUCAUUCAGAGUGGUUGGUAAAACUGCUCCUGCAAUUCGGCGCUCACAUAGAUCAACCGAACUUGGCCGGCAAAAGACCUCUCGAUGCCAUCAUAGACAUCAACUUGCACCACCAAUCUGACAUACAUAUACUGAAUCACCUUACCCUCAAAUGUUUUUGUGCGACAGUGAUAGCUAAGUAUAAGAUUCCAUAUAAAAAUCAAAUACCAAAAACUCUGGAAAAAUUCGUUAAACUUCAUAAACCAUAG